AUGCAUUGGCAUGACCGCCAUCACACCAUGCUGGCCAACCCGUACGACCCGUCCAGGGACCUGAGCCCCAACCUGCCGACCACGUCGUGCCGCGGCCAGGAUACGACCAACGUAUUCGGCGUGGUCGGCGUGGUCGGCGGCGGCGUGCACGGGCAAUGUUGCGCGUUCAAGUCAGAGUUCGACGACGACUGCACCACUGCAGACUGCUGCAGUAAGGUGUCUCCGCCACCGCCACCGCCUCCGAUUUCCAUCAUGGGACGCGAUGACUACCGCGGCGGCCCGCUGCAGGCGGUCCCGUGCAAGCAGGAACGCGACGCCGGCCACGGUUUGGGAUCGUCACCCGCCGGACACCAUAAUCACAAUCACCAGCUACUGCACCACCAUCACCACCACCAUCUCGGCGGUGGCUACGGGUCACCGCCGGAACCGUCGUCGUCGUCGCCUCCCCCGCCGUCCGGCCUCGUGACGUCUUACGGCGGUGGUGGCGCUUACGAGUCGUCACCGCCGGCCGCGGACAUGAUGGUCCGGCCCAAACGGGAACAGGUCGAGGUGAACCUGUGCGACGGGUGUGGUCUGAAAAUCCUCGACCGUUACUAUCUGUUCGCGGUGGACAAGAGAUGGCACGCCUCGUGUCUGCAGUGUUCGCAGUGCGCCCGGACCCUGGCAUCCGAAAUCAAAUGUUUCUACCGCGACGGCAACAUAUACUGCAAGGCCGACUACCAAAGGUUGUACGGUAUACGGCGGUGCGGCCGGUGUCAAGCGGGAAUUUCGCCGUCGGAGCUGGUGAUGCGCGCCCGGGACACGGUGUUCCACGUGCCGUGUUUCAGUUGCACCGUGUGCUUGGCGGUGCUGACCAAGGGCGAUCAGUUCGGCAUGCGCGACGGCGCGGUGUUUUGCCAGCACCAUUACCAGCAGUUCGGGCCGUCGUCCGCGUCGCUGCAGGCCCAGCAACAGCAGCAGUCUCCGCUGCCGAGGACCAUCAUGCCGCCGUCGAUGACGCCCGUACAGUCGCCGUACCCGUCGUCCCGGGCGCUCGAGUCGCCCGCGCCAAGCAUCGGCUCGUUUUUCAACGGUGGUGCCGCGGCGACCGGUGGCGGCGGCGCGCCCGCUGUCCCCGCACCCACCCAACCCCGACAGAAGGGCCGUCCCAGGAAGCGCAAACCCAAAGACUUGGACGCCAUGGCCGUCAAUAUGGACAUGAACUCGAGCGAUUCGUACAACAUGGAAAUGGCGUUCGGCCCGGCUGGCUUGUCCGGCGGCGGUAACGGUGGGUCCGGUCACCAGCGGACGAAACGCAUGCGCACGUCGUUCAAGCACCACCAAUUGCGCACCAUGAAGUCGUACUUCCAUCACAACCACAACCCCGACGCCAAGGAUCUCAAACAACUCUCGCAAAAGACCGGCCUUCCCAAACGGGUGCUACAGGUUUGGUUCCAAAACGCUCGAGCAAAGUACAGGCGGACGGCCACCAAACAAGACGGCGGUCUGGGAUCGUUGGCGCCGCCGUCCAUAAAACCCGACAAAAGCUGUUCGGAAAGCUCUACGGGCUCGACCGGCAUCGAAGCGGUUAUGUUCCACCAGCAGCAACAGCAGCAACAACACCACGCUAUGCAGAUGAGCCCCAGGAGCUAUUUGAGCACAUCGUCGCCGAUGGAAUGCGGCUCGUAG
This is a messenger RNA of Macrosiphum euphorbiae (potato aphid), 1668 nucleotides long. The record is from the annotation of a GenBank genome assembly. NCBI's taxonomy places the organism in Eukaryota, Metazoa, Arthropoda, Insecta, Hemiptera, Aphididae.